GACGAUCAGCCAUGAUCACAAUGAAUGGUGGUGCUGGCUCGAAGGGCCGAAUGCCCUCCUCCUGCACCUAUUUUCUAUGUUUCUAUUGUCAUGUACAAUUUAUUUGAAGCGCGCCAGCAUGAUUUCUUAUGGAUGUACAAUUUACUGGCACUGGUCAGUCUAUUUUCAUACGCCUAAUACCAGUUGACAAAAUGCUUUCAGCAACAAAAAUACAAGAAAAAUAAAACUCGGAUUAAACGAGCUGUAGAAUUGCGUGUGAAACAUUGGACCUAACAUUUUGCACCCAUGACCACCUCAUCCCGCAAUCAGAGAAAAACAAUUAUCUAUUAAUAAAAUAAGCUGACUUGGACAAGUUAUCUAAUCAGCAACAAAUCAGCCGCUGCAGAAUAAUAGAUCGCUGGCCACAGUUGAUGCAGUGUAGUCAGCGAACAGAACGAGUUUGAUCACGUUAAGUUUUGCCUGCAAUACUGCUGGGUGGUCGGUAAACAUUGCAGGAAUGCGCAAAUCGUGGCAUAAACGAUGGCAUGCGAUUACAGCAGAUAUCAAACUUUUAUGAACCCCAAGUCGCGUCCAACCAACUGCAUCGCACAUUAAGUAAACAGCAUUUUUUUCAAUUAAACAGAUGAUUUGUAAUUUGCAGAAUUAUGUCAACAUCCACCGAAAUGUCUAUUGAUUCUAUGCAAUCCAUCGAGAAGCGUUUUCCAGAGGAUUUGACGCAAUGUACGCCAAGCAUCUCCCGGUGAAACCUUCCAUUGCGAAUCCUCUGCGGCCACAUCCUCGACAGCAGGUGAAUUUGCGCAGGUGAAACUCACUCCAAAGCUUUUUUUCAGAUUCACGGAAUUAUACCCCAUUCCCCUUUGGAAAAUAGCGCUUUAAAAAACCCAUUCAUCUAUUUUGCGUUGUGCAUUCAAAUAUACCGCGUUAGUAACCAUGACUACGGUCUCUGUGUAAAAGACCUGCCUCCCGAUGCUUAAUGUUUAGAUUGACGGAAGAUGCAACGCCAAACGGCGGAAAAGAAAUUAUUUUUUAAUAUAUAAACGCAGACAAGUUUAAAAUGCUGCUCACGUGACACAUCAGCGUCUUAAACUAAGAUUAUGUCUUUCUCCCUCUCCCUGUGUGUGGUCUCCCGAGGAUGAUAUCUGCUGCUGACUUGUAGUGUGUGUGGGUGUGCGAACGCUGCCGACCGCCAGUGUCCCGGAGCUCCUCCUGAUGGCCGCACCGCAGCAGCGGCUCAAUGUGAAGAGGACAGGGAAGGGACUCAGCCUUCAUACUCAAACUGCUGCCGCUGAACGCCGGACGUUGAAACUCGCCACCAGCAAAAGAAAAGCUUCAUUUUAAAGUAUGAGUUGGCUUUCACAGGACUUUCUUCUCAAAGCCAUGAAGAUGGAUAGUGCAUGAAGAAUUCUUCUACAAUCGCUCAACUUAAACAAACCAAGAACAUUGACAUUUCUUGUUAAGUCAAGAAGCGACUAGCCAUGAAUUCGAAGAGCUCAAGUACUGGCUCUGCGGAGUCGGGUCUGUGCUGCGGUGGCCAGCAACUUUCUCCGGAUCCGCGCUUUCUCCGAAAGCACAGGUACCUGGCCAAGAGGAAGCUGAGACCGUCGCGAGUGGUGGGCUUUUGCAUCGGCUUAAUGGCUCUCAGCACGUUCUCCAUCUUACUCAGUGCCUUCACCUGGACAUCAACCAACUCAGCAAAACCACAAGGCCAACGCAGAACUCUACUGGGUUUCGAAGAAAAGCAGAUAUUUUCCAAGAGUCAAAAUUAUACGCCCAGAUCUGAACUUGCUCUGAGGUACGAAGGGCGGGCAGCCACCAUCCCUGACAAUAAUAACAGCAAUUCUGGAGAUUAUCCUCCGGAUAUUUUUUCACUGGAGGAACGAAGGAAAGGAGCUGUCGUACUCCACGUCUUAGGCAUGAUUUACAUGUUCAUAGCCUUAGCCAUUGUGUGCGAUGAGUUUUUUGUACCGUCAUUGACAGUUAUCAUUGAUAAACUGCAAAUAUCGGAUGAUGUGGCGGGGGCCACCUUUAUGGCAGCUGGCGGUUCAGCCCCAGAGCUCUUUACUUCUUUAAUAGGAGUUUUUAUAUCUCGCAGUAACGUUGGGAUUGGGACCAUAGUGGGUUCUGCAGUGUUCAACAUCCUGUUUGUAAUCGGGAUGUGCGCUGUAUUCUCCAAAGAAAUUCUGCACCUUACAUGGUGGCCACUGUUCAGAGAUGUGUCCUUUUAUAUUCUUGACCUGAUAUUGCUUAUAGCUUUCUUCCUGGAUAAUGUCAUCUAUUGGUGGGAAAGUGUAAUUUUGUUGUCAGGCUAUGGAUUCUACGUGACCUUCAUGAAGUUCAACAUUCAGAUCGAAAAAUGGGUGAAAAAGAAAAUAAACCGGAACAAAGUGGUGGAGGCAACGGCAACAGAUGGCGAUGACAAGCCCAAGCCACGUCUGCAGCGGGGAGGGAGCUCGGCUUCCCUGCACAACACCCUCAUGAGAAACAGCAUCUUUCAGCUAAUGAUCAACACUCUGGAUCCGCUGGCUGAAGAACUUGGAGCAUAUGGAAAACUAAAAUAUUAUGACUCAAUGACAGAAGAAGGUAAAUUUCGUCACAGAGCUUCAAUACUUCACAAACUGGCCAAAAACAAAUGUAAUGUAGAUGACGGUGAGAAAUCCAAUAGCACUCAUAAUCACACAGACAAAGUAGAGCUGCCAAAUACAGCAAACGUAGAAGUUGAAGUGACACCACCAAAGGAUCUUUCCCCACCAGUGCAGAACGGAAGCUUGCCCAAUGGAGCAGAGGUUGCAAUCGGCCAGGCUGAAGUUACCACACAGAAUGACUAUGAGGACCAGCCACUUACCUUGGCCUGGCCAGAUACAGCACGCAAACGGAUUAUCUAUCUAAUAAUACUGCCUAUUAUUUUCCUAUUGUGGAUUAGCUUGCCUGAUGUCAGGAAGAAGAGGAUGCAGAAAUAUUUUGUCUUUUCUUUCUUGGGAUCAAUCGGCUGGAUUGGUGGAUUUUCCUACUUGAUGGUAUGGUGGGCUCACCAGGUUGGGGAGACUAUUGGGAUCUCCGAAGAGAUUAUGGGAUUGACAAUCUUAGCAGCAGGCACUUCGAUUCCUGACCUAAUCACAAGUGUAAUCGUUGCACGGAAGGGACUUGGUGAUAUGGCAGUGUCCAGCUCAGUUGGAAGCAAUAUAUUUGACAUUACGGUUGGGUUGCCUCUGCCAUGGCUCCUGAAAGCUUUUUCCAACAACUUAAGCCCUAUCAUAGUCCGCAGUAAUGGCCUAUUCUGCGCUAUCGUCCUACUGUUCAUUAUGCUCAUCUUCGUCAUCCUUUCAAUUGGAGCCUGCAGAUGGAAAAUGAACAAAAUUCUCGGUUUAAUAAUGUUUAUACUAUACGUUGUGUUUCUGAUUGUCAGUGUUCUAUUGGAAGAGAAAGUCAUCCAGUGCCCUGUUACGGUGUGAGCUUUGCGAUUGUACGCUUUUUCUCACUUUGAGGUAAUGAUGGGAAAAUAAGAACUCAUCCUGCUUGCUGCAGCUCUGUUUUUUUUCCCAGAUUGACUCAGCCAGCACAUGCAAUUUAAUGGUGAAUGAGAAAGUAAUACUAAACAAUAACAACUGUUUUUUUUUUCUUGAUUGGUUGACUUUUUGAACUCAUUUCAAGCAAAUUAAUAAAGUUGAUGUUUGUGUCUUGGAGGGAUUUACACUUUCUGGGAUUUCACGGGAUUACUCCGAUAUCUGUUGAAAGACCACUGCCCAAGUUGGUUAAAGACCCCUUUAGAAGGUUCAUUUCAAUGGUCUUUUUUGUUGCUAGAUGAUACUUCAGUGGCAAACUUUUUCUGCCAGAUUUUCAGAUAUUGACAUAAUAUCACAUUAUAUUUCAAAAUGACUGGUGUGAAGUAAUUUAUUUUUAAAGAUAAAAUGGUGCAUUAAACUGAUUUUGAGGGCAUCUUCUUGGUUUGGGAAUGGGGUAAUAACAUUUAGCCAGUUAGCCAAAACUUGCCUGUUCUUCAGGUACCACAAAUCAGAUUAGUGCUGGAGUUGUAAUGUUUAGUACAGUUAUAUCUGUUAGUAUUAGAUUGUAUUUUUUUGCACAUCUAUUAAAUCAUUAUACAAUUUUAUGUUUUAAUUAUUAACAUAUUUUUUUUUUCUGCUUAGCACAGCAAUUUUAAUAAUCAGUACAAUUCAUGAAUAAAACAAUUAAGCUGCUAUAGAUUGAAAGUAUCAAAAACAGGUGUGAGUGGCAAGAUUAAGGUUACAGAGCUAUUAAACUUUUGCUAAGGUCAUAGCUAUUUAUCUAUUGUAUACAACAUUAUUGCUUCACUGCCUAGCACAGAACAAAAUCUGUCACUGACAUUCUGCCACAUUGUGGAAUCAACACCUUAGGUAUAGAGUAUUUCUGCACUUUACUUAGUCAAUUACAGACAAACAUUGGUGUAUGCUUUCUUUUCACACUUUUUUUCAAGACCAUAAUAUAUUUCCAAAGUAAACCUGAUCUGUAACAGGUUAAAAUAGUAUUUUGUUGAUUUCCAGUUGAUACUGUUAACUUUAUUCUUGAAUGUAACUUUUUUCAGAAGUCUACAUUCCUCUGUACUUUUGAUUAGAUUACAUAUACACCCUCAAAAUGCAAGUGCGGUAAUGAAUUGGGUUGCUAAUCCAUUCAAAAAGAAUUAAGAAUGUAUAACACUUUUGCACAAACCACACUAGUUUUCCUCUCACAAGAUAAGCUUUGUGCAGUAUUUACAGGGAAAUUCUAACACUGGCAUAAGGUGUGGCAUGCAAGUCCACAUUGUGCUCUCUUGACAUUACUUCUAAUAUAAGUCUUUACUCUCCAUGCUACUGUUACAAGCUUUAUGUUAUUUGGUCAAUACACCAGAUUCAGUGAAUUGGGAGAUAUUAUAAAAGUGUGUUUUUAAUUAAAUAAAUAUAUAAAUAUAAAUACAUACAUAUAUAUAUAUAUAAUAUGUAAACUAGGGCUUUAUAAUGUUAAUGUUCAGCUGAUAUUCAAAUAGCUAGGAUUCAAUGGGUUCAUUUACAGCUGUCAAUAAAAAUUAAAACAGCAAUAACCUCACCUUGAAGUCCAUUUUGGGCUGAUGAUGGCCAUAAUGUAUGUAAUGAAAUGACUUAGGAUUAUUGUCAAUCUCGGGACAACAUGUGCAAUGUGAUGUUUAUGUGAUGUUCUUGCAAGCAUUAUGUGUUUGAAGUGCAAAAGAAGCUGUGUGUACUUAUCAAAAACAUUUAUCAAGUCAAUGAUUGGUUUUACAUGAUGAACGUAGGGAUCUGAAACAUAAGAGACAAAACAAAUAUGCACUCACCUUUCCAUUGAUUAUAUUUUUCAAUCUCUAACUUUAACUCUUAAUACAAUAGGUUCUGAUACAUAUUUCAAAUUACAAUGACGCAUGCUCUCUUUUGUCCUGUCCUUGGUAUUAACUGUCAGCAAUAUGAUAAAAUUAGGAUUCAGCUAUGGCACUAUUUGUCAAUAUCUUUGCUAUUAAAAAUUAUUUAAAAAAAAACAUAUUCACAAGGUAAUUUCACUAAAAUCUAUUGUUGAGUAAAGUGCUUCAAUAUUUUCACCUCAAAAUGCAAAAUGGGAUCAAAUUAAUCAAUCUAAUUUGAUAGAAUAAUGGUCUUAAAAUUAUCUGCUGUGGUUAGGAGCAUGUAUUUUGAACAUGAAUACCAGUUCUACAACUUUUGUCUUUAUUUUUUUACGUACUUGUCCUUCCACUAUGUUCUAAUUAACUUUGCAGAGUUCAUCUUUGGGUGUAAUAAUGCAUACAAAAUAUUGUGGUGCCCUCCCUAAAUGUUCUUAUCGUAAAGACAUCUCCACAUCACACCAGUGAUUACAAUCCCAUGCUGUUAAAUCUAGAUUACACUUUCUAGUAGCUCCUCUUUAGUUGCACUGUAGUGGAAAGAUCUUUUAAGUUUGUGCUGUAAGAAAGCAAGGGCAGCAAUUUCUUCAGACUUGUUGGGGGUCAUAGGGUAUGCAUUUCAACCAAGCUCAAUUAGAUUUGAAUCUCAGUCCUGUAAAGGCAGCUAAUCUACUUUUAAAACAAGAAAGAAUGUUAUUCACUUGUCCAAUAAGCAAUGGUAAAUUCCAAGGUCUGAAGAGUGGAAAUGGGCAGAAGACAAUCUUAAUCUGCCCCCAGACAAGAAAUUACAAUAUUUAAAUGUUUAUAUCAGAAACAUUUAGCAUCAAUAAAAUAAAAAUCCUAGUUAGAACUGAUCUGGCUUUUCACAAUCAUCAGUAAAUGGGGAACGGCUCUCUUUAUUUGCAUAUUCAGGAAUAACGUGUGUGAUAGGCGGGUGCCGUGGAUGCUUAAAAACAAAGUUCUGUCUAAAUGUACCUCAAAUUGAGCCCCCGCUGUAGCACUGUGACAAAUGUAAUACCUCUUAAAAUUGGUGCAUUGCAGGCUAACUUCUUCCUUAAGAUAAUGCAUGGGAGCUGCUAUCACUUAAUCGCUUGAGCCUUUCAUUACGUAGAGUUUUAACGUGAUUAAAUUUUUAAAGGAUUUUAAAUUAUUCAAAAGAUUAAUGAUUAUCUUAAUAAUAGCUAAAGGAAGUUUGGAUCAAAUUAUAUGGUGCAUGCAUAAUUUUUUUCUAAUAUAUCUCUUCCUCACUGAACAUCACCAACGCUAUCCCACCUCCACAUUUAAAGCCUCCAAUCCAGUCAUUAUUUAUUUCAGUCUCCGUGGAAAUCUGUGACCAUAGGAAUAGGCAGAGAUGUUGAUGUAACUACCAUUUAAAUGCAGUAUGAAACUAGUUAAUAUGAGACUGGAGAAAUGGCUCAACCACUGUUCUAUGCACCAGGCUACUGUCUAAUAAGCCCAAGAUUGGAAACUCAUCAGUAUAAGGAUCAUGGGAGCAAAUUUGCUUCUGACUAUAUAGUUCAACUGCACGGUCCAUUCUUAAAAUUAGUAAUUACUUCAGAAACUUGUAGGCACAAAAAUCAGUUACUGAAAGUCACAAUACAUGAAUAAGAAACAAUGUACUCCUGGUCAAACUUAAAUUAGGUUAAUAUUUUAAUACCUCUACAGUUGAGGACAAUCUCCAAUAAUAUUAUUGCAACUGUUGUUUGCAGAAGCCCUCAUUCGUUAAAAACAAGAUGCACUCAGUCUGAGUUAAUGGAUAAUGGUCAGCAUAAUCGUGAAGUCCAAAAUAUUUUUAAUCGCUAUGAUUGUGCAGCUUAAUAAAUGUUAGAAUAACUUAUUGCAACAUUGUGAUAAUGUCCUCCUUUACAUCAGCAAAUGACAUAAACUGCUAUGUUAAAGAUGAGUUUGGCCUUGGUUCAGUGAAUUACCGAUUCUUAUAAAAAUUGCAUUUCUUGGGUCGACAAUACUCAAUUAUUUGUUUUAUUGACAGCAGUAAAUUAACAGAACAGGAAUAAACAUAGCAAUGACAUAAUUACUUCAAAUCACUAAUUACUUACACCAACCCACAGUGAGUUUGGACAGAGCAGUAAUUAUUAUAUAAGCUACUUGUUAAUGAUUCCGGAUAAAUCAACCUCUCCCACUGACCACUCACUUGUAUUUCUGAAUGUACUGCAUGAAAAUUAAAUGGUGACUUUUAACUAAACCAUUUCUGCACAGAAUGAUGUUUCUAAGCAAAGAAUAUGCGAUGCAAAUUUAAUCUAACAAACGGUUAAAUAUAUAAUGUCUGGAUUUAUUAUACGUUCCAGGGCAUCAGUGGGUACUGUCUGAGUUGUAGAAGAUCAGUUCUAAAUUCAGUAGGUAGACAUACCUCAGAUCUUGCCAUGCUUCAAUAGAAUAACCAUUAGAAUUUGCAUUAUGCGUGGCUGCUAGGUAUAAGACAGGUAAGCAACAGGCCCUCGGAACAGUCAUCACCACUUUAAAUCUGUUUUGAAAUAUAAUAAAUGGAUAGAGAUUUGAAAAUGCUGUGAUCCAAUGUCUGGUGGAAGACCUUACAAAUGUGUUUUAAAGCUAACUAAUACUUAUAGAGGCACAUAAAUAACCUUUAUUAAGCACUGUAGAGCACUUAUGUAAAAAGAUAUGUUGGGCUGAAAUGUGCAUGUCUUUUUAAUGAUGCAUACAUCAGUUUGGGGAAUUAACACAUUAUAAUGUUUCAUUGGGAAAACUCAUCAGUGCUGUAAAUCAUUGAAAAAUGUUUCAAUUUUGCUUCUCCUAUAUCUGAAGCAAAGCAAUAUUUGACUGCAAUAUUUUAAUGGUAACUGUCUGUUCUCAAAUAGUCAAUACAUCAGUGAGUAUCUGCCAAUAUGCCUGGAGAUUAUUGCUAAUCUAGGCUUCAGAUUUUAUUUUUCUGUUUAAAUCUAGUCAUAUAGAAGGAAGAUUUCUCCCUUAACAAUGAUAAAGAACAAUCUGCGGUUGCUGAAAUAAAAUAUGCAGCAUCUGGAAAGACAGAUCCAUGUUACAAGUGGAUGAUCUCCAUCUAUAUUAAUACAGGGCCUCCAAUCUAAACAUUCAUUUGUCUUUUUCUCAAUAGCUGAUUGUGUUGUGUUUGUGCUUUUUUGUCACGUGUAUAUUUACCUCAAUGGGAAGUUUUACAAACAGGCCAGAGUUCCUAGCAAUGCCAAAAACAACAUAGUAUAAAACCUCCUUUUUACACUUGUUAUCUACCUGGUUUUAUUUAACCAUAGGAAAGUUUGCAUCUGCUACAACCCAAUUUAAGCAUUUACUUUUUUUUUUAAAUGUACACAAAUAUUUCAGCAAUAUGUGCACUCCCUCUGUUUACUUGCCUGACAAAUUGUCUUGCAAUGUAUUUUCUCAAAAAAUCAUAAUCCCUUUAGUUCUGUCUUGGCAUACUGUAAUCUUCCCUAAUAUUAAUUAUGAAAGCUCUGCACGUUGGCUUUGCAGUAACCAAUGCAACUUGAUUUAAUAUUCAAAGAUACUAAAAAUGGGAUGUGACAUGCAUAAUUUCAAAAUUCUGACAAAACCAUAGGCUAGAAAUCAAAUGUACUGUAAUGUGUAUUGAUGUAAUCCUCAUUACCAAGCUCAUUAACAGUAGUGCACAACUGUAUAUAGUAACAAAAAUAUUUGUACAUAAUCUAUUUAAAGUAUACAUUAAUGGCUUUCUGAUGAGAAAUUUGUUCUUGCACUAUUGUUAUCGUUCUCGCUGUGUCCGUAAGGUUUCUCCACCUAAAGACAAUCUGUUUCAAUUGUGUCUCUUUCUGUAAGAUAUAAUAAGUGUGGAAAUAAAAAUAUCAAAUUAACAAAUUAA
Molecule: messenger RNA, 9176 nt
Organism: Leucoraja erinaceus (little skate)
Lineage: Eukaryota; Metazoa; Chordata; Chondrichthyes; Rajiformes; Rajidae
Gene: slc24a2b
Product: solute carrier family 24 member 2
Exons: 10
Coding region: 1476-3449 (657 amino acids)
Biological process (GO): long-term synaptic depression; long-term synaptic potentiation; calcium ion transmembrane transport
Cellular component (GO): membrane
Molecular function (GO): calcium channel activity; calcium, potassium:sodium antiporter activity
Source: RefSeq, a predicted model, not a curated record